Pygocentrus nattereri (red-bellied piranha) is the source of this 2023-nucleotide messenger RNA. RefSeq names its product eukaryotic translation elongation factor 1 delta b (guanine nucleotide exchange protein) (gene eef1db). Gene Ontology annotation, biological process: translational elongation. The transcript has 11 exons. The record is from RefSeq and is a predicted model, not a curated record. Gene Ontology annotation, cellular component: eukaryotic translation elongation factor 1 complex; cytosol. The coding region runs from base 168 to 1949 and encodes 593 amino acids. Gene Ontology annotation, molecular function: guanyl-nucleotide exchange factor activity; translation elongation factor activity. Lineage: Eukaryota; Metazoa; Chordata; Actinopteri; Characiformes; Serrasalmidae.
CAAAUGAAUGGUAACGCCGGAACGUCCACUCUCUCUUCUCGGAGGUGUCUUGGUGAGGAGCGCUUAAGGCUCUAAUAAGAUCACCACAAAAUACCGAAAAAGCAAACUGAACUUAAAUUAGCACCAUUACUUUGGCUGCUGUGUUGCUCACUCAUUACAAAAAGGUAAUGCCUCGGAGAAGUCCAGUAAAUGCUGGUGUGGACCAGAUUGCUGCUGGCAUUUCAGACUGUGUGACUACGGAGGGCCUUAGGGGCUGUUUGUCCAGUGAGGUCAUGCAAGGCCUGCGUUCAGAAUGUGCUGCAGUGUGGUUCGACUGUGGCGUGUAUGAGAGAGCAGAGAGCCACUACUAUGUCAAGCUGCAAGAACAUCAGAAUGGAACCACUGCUCUGGCACGCACCAGGAACAACCAAGAAACCUGUCACCAUGGUGACCAGGAGGCCUGUCACCAUGUGGUUCAGACUGUCUGGGUCAAUAAGCCCAUCUUUGACCAAGCUGAAUGCCAUUUUGUAGCCCAGUAUCCCAAAAAGACAAAUUCAGUGACCACACCCAGUUCUCUCCAGUUGUCACCUGCUAACCCCUCCUCCAAUACAUUAUGUGAUGAAGGCUACCUUUCUCAAACCCCAACUCCUGCUACUCCUGCUUCAAGAGCAAUCAAUGGCCUCCCCUUUCUGCCUGCACCACUGCAUGGGGUGUGGCUUCAGAAACCUCUGUAUGACAGGGCAGAAGCAGCUUUCUAUCAGAACCUGUACCGUAAAAGUGAUCCCCAUUACAAGCCCAUUGGAAAUGAUGAAGACCAAGUAUGCUUCCAGGACCUGAGUGGCACCAUCGUCAAGGAAACCAAGCUUGACAGGACAGAGCAGCAGAAACAUUACAACAAUGGCAUCAAGAAUGAAGACAGAGGCUGGUGUCACUUUCUCCAUGCGGAUAGUGAGAGGGUGUGGCUUGACCGCAGUCGCUAUGUGGAAGCGGAGACUCAUUUCUACGAAACAGUUGCUGCCAAAACCAACCAAUCUGCCAUAGUCCACUCUAGCACAUCACUGAAAAUGACUGGAGUGGACUAUUUGGCUCAGGAGAGGAUAUGGUUUGACAAGCCACGCUAUGAUGAGGCUGAACGAAGGUUUUAUGAAAGGAUGAAUGGCCCUACACUACCUACACAGGACUCAGGAGCUAACAGUAUUCUACAGGAUAUUGCCAGAGCUCGAGAGAACAUCCAGAAGUCUCUUGCUGGGUUGAAGACGACCUUGCAGCCAACUAGAGGCUCUGCUCAAAAAUCUCUAAGCCCCUCCCACAUCUCCAUUGAGAAGACUUCAGGAGGCAGCAGUGCUGAUCAGGCAGAACUGCUCACACGCAUGAAGAACCUGGAACUGGAAAACAAGAGUCUAUGUAAAGUGGUGGAGGACUUGCGUGCUGCUCUCUCUAAACUGGAGAGUCGAGUCUCUGUCCUGGAAAAAAGGCCUGCAGCCCCAUUACCAGUGGUUAAUGGAACAGCUCCUAAUAAAUCUGUUUUCACUCCACUUCCCCAGAAAACACCACCUGCACCAGCAAACAAUGAUGAAGAUGAUGAUGAUGAUGAUAUUGACCUGUUUGACAGUGAUGAAGAGGUGGAUGAGGAGGCCGAGCGGCUCAAAGAGCAGCGGUUGCAGGAAUAUGCUGCCAAAAAGGCCAAAAAGCCUGCCCUUAUCGCCAAAUCCUCUAUUUUGUUGGAUGUCAAGCCUUGGGAUGACGAGACAGACAUGGCAAAACUAGAGGAGUGUGUAAGGUCAGUACAGGUUGACGGAUUGCUGUGGGGAGCCUCCAAGCUGGUACCUGUUGGUUAUGGUAUUAAGAAGUUGCAGAUCAAUUGUGUGGUUGAGGAUGACAAGGUGGGAACAGACCUGCUGGAAGAAGAAAUCACUAAGUUUGAAGACUAUGUCCAGAGUGUGGAUGUAGCAGCCUUCAAUAAGAUUUAAGUACUUGCAAUCAUUCACACAUGCACUACUGCUACUGAUAAAAUGACAGUUGAUAAUAAAGAGCUCUGACUGCA